AAUGCCAGCUGGGCUUUUAGUUGAGAAACUUCGGACAAUCAUGACCGUAACCAGUAAUGUAGAAAUUAUCGCUAUUCCAGUACGACCAUUUCUGGUUGAACAUCUGGGGACAGGCAAUUUGGAGAAUGUUCAGUCUGAUGCAGACAAUCCUGACAACAAUUGUAAUCCGAAUCAAGAUCAUAUGAUUGAGCGAGAGAGACGGUUUUCCAAUUGUUCAUCUAACAGUGAAGAAUCAGUUCUGGUUACAGUGAAACAUUCUGAGAAUGAUAAGCAAGUAUUAGAAUUUCUUUCUGAGGAAUUUCUAGAUAUAGGGCUGAAAGAUUCUCCUCAAUUACUAACAACUAAUAAGGAUAAUUUGGAAGAUAGAUUGAAAACAUUUUAUAAUAACUGGCCAGAUUCAGCUCUUAUCAAACCGUUAGAUUUAUCUAAAGCAGGAUUCUUAGUCAAACGGCCAAAUCAGUCAGUAAUAUGUUUCUGGUGUUUUAAAAGUGUCAAUAUUGACUACAUAAUUGGCGACGUAUGGAAACUUCAUGCUAAAUUAUCGGGAUUUGAUUGUGAAUUUUUGUUGAAAGAGAAAGGAAGGGAAUUCAUUGAAAACGCCAACAAAAUAGAAAAAUUCGAAACUAAAGUAGAAAUUAUGGAAGAAAAAAUCAAUGAAAAUGGCGUAGAUUCAACUACAGAACAAAAUGAAAGAGUGGAUGAAAAUGACAAAAAGGAAAUUGUAAUUGAACAGGAAAAUCUUAAUCAUUGCGUUGAGUCUACUAGUAAAGGAAAGAAUGAAAGCACAUUGAAACGUAGGAGAAACAAAAAGCGCAAAAAUAGAAAAAAGAAGAAGAUGGCCAACUUAAAGGAAAAAUUAGAAAAAAGUGUGCAACUAGAAGAGGAGAAGAAAAAAUGUAAAAAAUGUCAUACGAAUGAUAGAACCACAAUCUUCCUUCCAUGUUCAGAAUUAAUAUAUUGUAGUAAAUGCGCUGAAAAUAUAGAUGUUUGUCCUCAAUGUGGUGAAGAGAUUCAAAGUAAAAACGUAGUUUAUCCGUGUUAA
This is a messenger RNA of Dimorphilus gyrociliatus, 1042 nucleotides long. NCBI's taxonomy places the organism in Eukaryota, Metazoa, Annelida, Polychaeta, Dinophilidae. The record is from the annotation of a GenBank genome assembly.